Molecule: messenger RNA, 4108 nt
Organism: Tarenaya hassleriana
Lineage: Eukaryota; Viridiplantae; Streptophyta; Magnoliopsida; Brassicales; Cleomaceae
Product: phospholipid-transporting ATPase 6
Exons: 11
Coding region: 255-3962 (1235 amino acids)
Biological process (GO): phospholipid translocation
Cellular component (GO): plasma membrane
Molecular function (GO): ATPase-coupled intramembrane lipid carrier activity; ATP hydrolysis activity; ATP binding
Source: RefSeq, a predicted model, not a curated record
AGCGAGAAGAACCCUCCUCCGUCUCCUCUCAUUUCUUCUGGUUUGAUCUCCCAAAGGCGCGAGCUCUUUCUCUGGUUCUGUUUCUUUCCCUCGUCGGAAUCGGCGCUUUGCCCAGACGGAUUUUCUCCCGAUCAUGUUUGAGCCUCCCGAUUCCAAGUAGAGAGUUGACCUGUGAACGUCGAGAUCUCCUCGAAAUCUUCAACUCUGUUAACCAGAAAUUGCAGUAUCGCCAUUGAAGUGAAUCCUCGAGGAAGAUGAGUAGGCACAAGAUAAGGUCGAGGAUCAGAAAAAGCAAAUUCUACACCUUUAGAUGCCUGACGCCGAAGACCCUCGAAGAUCAAAGGCCACAUCCCAUCAAUGGACCCGGUUUCUCAAGAAUCGUCUAUUGCAACCGACCACAAAUUCACAUGGCUAAACCCUUUAGGUACCGCUCAAACUAUGUCUCCACCACAAGAUAUACCAUUCUCUCCUUCUUGCCCAAGAGCUUAUACGAGCAAUUUCACCGUGUUGCAAAUUUCUACUUCCUCGUAGCUGCCGUUCUCUCCGUCUUCCCUCUCUCCCCUUUCAACAAAUGGAGCAUGAUCGCUCCGUUGGUAUUCGUUGUCGGGCUUAGCAUGGGUAAGGAAGGAUUAGAGGAUUGGCGCAGGUUUAUGCAAGAUGUGGAAGUGAACUCUAGAAAAAUCAAUGUUCACAAAGGUGGUGGCGAUUUUGGCCGUCGGAAGUGGAAGAAGAUCCGUGUCGGGGAUGUAGUAAGGGUAGAGAAGGAUGAGUUUUUCCCGGCUGAUUUGCUCUUGUUGUCGUCUAGUUACGAGGACGGGAUUUGUUAUGUGGAGACCAUGAACUUGGAUGGAGAAACCAAUCUGAAAGUGAAGAGAUGUCUGGAUGCAACCUUGCCUUUGGAGCUCGACGAAUCUUUUCAGAAUUUCUCCGGAACGAUCAAAUGUGAAGAUCCAAACCCCAACCUGUAUACAUAUGUCGGGAAUCUCGAAUAUGAAGGCCAGGUUCAUCCACUUGAUCCUAGCCAGAUUCUAUUGAGAGAUUCAAAGCUCAGGAACACUGCUUACGUUUACGGGGUGGCGAUAUUCACUGGUCAUGAUACAAAAGUAAUGCAGAAUGCUACUAAAUCGCCAUCGAAGAGGAGCAGAAUCGAAAAGAGGAUGGACAAAAUCAUAUACACUCUCUUUGCGCUCCUUAUCUUUGUUUCUUUCAUCAGCUCUCUUGCAUUUGCUUUGAUGACGAAGCUUCACAUGGUGAAUUGGUGGUUCUUAAGACCAGAUAAACCCGAGAGCUUAACAAAUCCAAAAAACCCUAUUCAUGCUUGGGUUGUCCACCUGAUCACUGCUCUCCUGCUUUAUGGAUACUUGAUUCCCAUCUCUCUAUAUGUAUCCAUUGAGGUUGUAAAGGUCCUGCAAGCAACUUUUAUCAACCAAGACUUGAAUAUGUACGAUAGUGACACUGGGACUCCGGCCCAAGCACGGACAUCGAAUCUCAAUGAAGAGCUUGGACAAGUUGACACAAUACUCUCUGAUAAGACGGGAACUUUGACGUGUAAUCAGAUGGACUUUCUGAAAUGCUCCAUUGCAGGUAUUUCUUAUGGUGCUCAUGCCAGCGAAGUGGAAGUAGCUGCUGCAAAGCAAAUGGAAAAGGAUCUAGAGGAGCAAGAUGGUGAUGAUGGUGGUGAUGAUUACGCAUCUGGUAUUCAAAAGAUUAAGAACAACGCGCGUAGAUACGAGACAAUGACCAUGAAGUCUUCACCCGAGUUUGAGUUGGAUACCGUAGUUACUGCUACUGACAAAAAGGAUAGAAUCCAGACUGGCAUUAAGGGGUUCAGUUUCGAGGACAACCGUCUCAUGGGUGGAAACUGGUCACUUGAACCAAAUCCAGAUGAUAUUUUGAUGUUCUUCCGUAUACUGGCAGUUUGCCACACUGCAAUCCCUGAGGUGGAUGAAGAUACAGGGAAGGUGACUUAUGAAGCCGAGUCUCCUGAUGAAGUCGCUUUUCUUGUUGCUGCAAGAGAGUUCGGUUUCGAGUUCAGUAAGAGAACUCAAUCUGGUGUCUUUGUCAGUGAACGAACUCCUUUGUCAGUCCGGCCAGUUGAAAGGGAAUACAAAAUUCUGAAUCUUUUGGACUUUACUAGCAAGAGAAAAAGAAUGUCUGUAAUUGUUCGUGAUGAAAAAGGGCAUAUUCUUCUCCUCUGCAAAGGCGCAGACAGCAUUAUUUUCGAUCGGUUAGCCAAGAGAGGGAAGACUUAUCUAGGAGCUACCACAAAGCACUUAAAUGAGUAUGGUGAUGCGGGUCUGCGCACAUUAGCACUGGCUUACAAAGUGCUAGAAGAGGAAGAGUAUUCAGCAUGGAACAGUGAUUUCCUAAAAGCUAACACUUAUGUUGGAGCUGAUAGAGAUACGCUUCUCGAAAAGAUAUCAGAAGUGAUGGAAAGGGAACUGAUCCUUGUUGGGGCUACUGCUGUGGAAGACAAACUGCAGAUAGGGGUGCCUCAAUGCAUAGAUAAACUUGCCCAAGCUGGUCUCAAGAUAUGGGUUUUGACAGGAGAUAAGAUGGAGACAGCCACAAACAUAGGAUAUGCCUGCAGCUUACUCCGACAGGGUAUGAAGCAGAUCUCCAUAGUGCUGACAAAUUCAGAGGAAUCAUCCCAAGACCCCGAGGCUGUUGCAAAAGAGAGCAUUUUGAUGCAGAUCACAAAUGCUGCACAGAUGAUCAAGAUAGAAAAGGAUCCACAUGCAGCUUUUGCUUUGAUCAUUGACGGGAAGACUCUUGCUUAUGCUCUGAAGGAUGAUAUCAAGUUUCAGUUCCUCGCCCUCGCAGUUGAUUGUGCUUCUGUCAUUUGCUGCCGUGUCUCUCCCAAGCAGAAAGCACUCGUAACGAGACUAGUGAAAGAAGGAACAGGAAAGGUGACCUUAGCAAUUGGUGAUGGUGCAAAUGAUGUGGGAAUGAUUCAAGAAGCCGAUAUUGGUGUAGGUAUCAGCGGUGUGGAAGGCAUGCAGGCUGUAAUGGCUAGCGACUUCUCCAUAGCUCAGUUUCGGUUUAUGGAGAGACUGCUCGUCGUCCAUGGCCACUGGUGCUACAAAAGAAUAGCACAGAUGAUCUGCUAUUUCUUCUACAAAAACAUAACUUUCGGCCUAACCCUCUUCUACUACGAGGCUUAUACCGGAUUUUCUGGUCAAUCCAUAUACAACGACUCCUACUUGUUACUCUUCAACGUCAUCCUCACCUCUCUCCCCGUCAUCAGCCUCGGAGUUUUCGAGCAAGAUGUUUCUUCUGAUGUCUGCUUACAGUUCCCUGCAUUGUACCAGCAAGGCCCGAAAAACCUGUUCUUCGACUGGUGGAGAAUCUUCGGGUGGAUGGUGAACGGACUUUACUCGUCCAUAGUCAUCUUCUGGCUCAACAUCGGGAUCUUCCACCUCCAGUCAUUCCGUUCAACGGGCCAGACAGCCGACAUGAACGCCAUGGGAACCACCAUGUUCUCCUGCAUCAUCUGGGCAGUGAACGUCCAGAUCGCCCUAAUUAUGAGUCAUUUCACGUGGAUCCAACACGUCAUGAUCUGGGGAAGCAUUGUCGCCUGGUACGUCUUCCUCGUCCUUUUCGGGAUGCUGCCGCCCAAACUCUCGGCCAACAUCUUCCACAUGCUGGCCGAAACCCUAGCCCCUGCCCCGAUCUUCUGGGUCGCGUCCCUGCUCGUGGUGACGGCCACUGCCCUGCCCUACCUAGCUCACAUCUCGUACCAGAGACUGGUAAACCCUCUUGACCAUCACAUCAUACAAGAGAUCAAGCAUGGCGGGAUCGAUGUGAGGGAUGAAGGGAUGUGGACCAGGGAGCGGUCCAGGGCGAGGGAGAGGACGAAGAUUGGGUUCACGGCCCGUGUGGAUGCCAAGAUCCGCCAGCUGAGGGAGAGGCUUCAGAGGAGGCCGUCGAUUUUGAGCGGCGCUUCUUCUACCGAGACUUGAGUUACUUGCUAGCUAAGUUUUCUUUUCCUGAAACUUUCUCGGGAAUCAUUCAUUCAUCCACUCACAGAGAAGAAAGAAAAAAGGGUUUUUGUGUACAAAGAAAGGGUACCAUAUAUUUUUUUUUUUUUUGUAAUCAAGUCUUCUAU